Molecule: messenger RNA, 1285 nt
Organism: Lolium rigidum
Lineage: Eukaryota; Viridiplantae; Streptophyta; Magnoliopsida; Poales; Poaceae
Exons: 2
Coding region: 1-1158 (385 amino acids)
Biological process (GO): regulation of DNA-templated transcription; chloroplast organization
Cellular component (GO): chloroplast
Molecular function (GO): double-stranded DNA binding
Source: RefSeq, a predicted model, not a curated record
AUGCUCUGCCUCCGAAGCUCCAUCCUCAUUUCCCAUCUCCUCUCGUCUGCCGCCUCCCCCAUUUACCAUCUCCACCGGCUCGUCUCCGCCGCCGCGCACCCCCUUCCCCCAAACCCUAUGACCUUCGCUUUCCAGGAGUACCUCGUCGACAGGUGCGGCCUCACCCAAGCGCAAGCCCUCAAGGCCUCCACCAAGCUCUCCCACCUCAAGUCCCCCGCCAAGCCCGACGCCGUCCUCGCUUUCCUCGCCGGCCUCGGCCUCUCCAGCGCCGACGUCGCCGCCCUCGUCGCCAGGGACCCCAGGUUCCUCUGCACUGGCGUGGACAAGAUCCUGGCCCCCAACGUCGCGGGGCUCAUGGCUCUGGGCCUAUCGCGUUCCGAGGUCGCCCGCCUCGUCCCGCUCGCCACCCCCAAGUUCCGCUGUAGAUCCAUCGUCUCAAAGCUGCAUUACUACCUGCCUCUGUUCGGGUCCGCGGAGAAUCUCCUCCGGGUGCUCAAGUACUCCGACUACCUCCUUGACGGCGACCUCGAUAGGAUGGUCAAGCCUAACGUCGCGUUCCUGCGAGAGUGCGGGAUAGAUGCUGUUGGUAUUUCCAAGCUAUGCCUCACUGCGCCACGGAUACUUGGCACCAAACCGGAACACAUCCGGGCGAUGGCGGCGCUUGCCGAAGCUAUAGGUGUGCCCUGUGGCUCCGGGAUGUUCAGGCUAGCGCUGCAGGCUGUAGCAUUCUCCAGCCAGGAGAAGAUUGCGGUCCGCGUGGAGUGCUUGAAGAACACAUUCGGGUGGUCAGAUGCUGAGGUGGGCAUUGCUGUUUGUAAGUUUCCAAUGUUGCUGAAAAUGUCCAAGGACAACCUGCAGAGCAAAUCAGAGUUUCUUCUCUCUGAGGUGGAGUUGGAACCGGCGUACAUUGCUCAUCGGCCGUCAAUGCUUGGUCUUAGCCUGGAGGGCCGGCUCAGGCCGCGGUACUACAUUGUCAAGUAUCUUAAGGAAAAUGGAUUGGUCAAGUGCAACCGAGACUACUAUAGUACAUUAAUAUUCAGCGAGAAGGCAUUUGUGGACAAGUUCAUAUGCCCUCACAAGGAAGCUGCGCCAUACCUCUCUGGAGACUAUGCAGCAGCAUGCAGAGGGGAAAUACCGACUAGAUACAGAUCUUCAUGAACCAAGAACGGACUAUGAAAGUUGGUAACGGGGAAUGGCGCAACAAGAUUUAGAUCUGUGCUGUAAGCUGGCAAUUCAUGUUUCAUUGUUCUUCGCCUGGCAAUGUGUUGGCUGUCCUCUAUUGUAU